CUGACAGAGUUGUUGCAGUCGUAUGCGGCCUCCUUCAGAGACCCCCUGAUGCUCCAGCCCCCAGAGUGGUUUAAAGCGUUCAUUUAUUGCGAAGCCUUCUUGCAGAUGCCUUUCUUCCCCGUCGCAGCGUACGCCUUCCUGAAAGGUGGCUGCAAAUGGAUAAGGACUCCUGCAAUUAUCUACUCCACCCAUGUUGCCACAACGCUGUGCGCGAUCCUUGCGCACAUCCUGUUCCACGACUUCUCCAAGUCGGAGCACUUGGGACCUCAGACGCAGCGCGAGCGCCUGGUUCUGCUCUCGAUAUACCUGCCCUACCUGCUGAUACCGCUCCUGAUCCUUUUCACCAUGCUCUACAACCCCCACUAUAACCACGUGGAGAAGAGGAAAAGGAAGUAA
Mesitornis unicolor (brown roatelo) is the source of this 396-nucleotide messenger RNA. RefSeq names its product transmembrane protein 97 (gene TMEM97). Lineage: Eukaryota; Metazoa; Chordata; Aves; Mesitornithiformes; Mesitornithidae. Gene Ontology annotation, cellular component: endoplasmic reticulum. The annotation marks the transcript as partial. The record is from RefSeq and is a predicted model, not a curated record. The transcript has 2 exons.